Molecule: messenger RNA, 3601 nt
Organism: Limulus polyphemus (Atlantic horseshoe crab)
Lineage: Eukaryota; Metazoa; Arthropoda; Merostomata; Xiphosura; Limulidae
Exons: 1
Source: RefSeq, a predicted model, not a curated record
CUGCCAAGGUGGAGGAUCCUCACAGUUCUGUUUCUGUGACUGAUGAUUCGACAUCACGAUCCAGAGAUGAUAGUCGAAAGAAAAACAAACAUUUAAGAACUGUGUUCUUGAUUCGCAACGGCGAAGUGUACAAGUUCUUUAUCAGUAAGUCUGAAGCGGAUUCGACGCUGAGUCCUGCACGCCCGACACUGGCGGUAACGGCGCCGCCCGACGAACCGACGACAGGAGCAUCGGAUGGCCGUCCUGAUGUUAUUGUUUGUGAGAAGUCCGAGCGCCGAGUACAGCUCCGGCCGCCAUUGUCUUUCUGUUCCGGGUCAACAUCUCUCUCCGGCUCCGAAGACGCCACAUCUUUGCCCCUCGUGGCAAGCAGACCUUUCGCUGUGCUUCUUCGGCUGAGGGUAACUCAAAUAGUAGCUGGCAUUGUAACUGUCCUAUUUGGUACUGUGGCCUGCUUAGAUUCAACCACCAGGUCCACUCUAGGAUUUGGCAUUCCUGCCGGUGCCCUCACUGUACUCGCUGCUGCCCUUCACAUGCAGGCAUCCCGCCGUCAGUUCCAUGCUGCUCUUGCUGGCAGUUCGACUCUGUUUUUCGGGUCUGGUGGAUCUCGCCAGGCUCCUCUUCUACAUGUCCUUCGUCCUUUAUUGCCGACUCUAGCUUGCGUAUUAGCAUCACUUCUGUUACUAGCCCUGGCGUGCAUGGCCCUUGGUGGACAAGACAGAAACCUUGUAGCAUUAGGUAUUUUCCAAUCUAUCACUGCUCUAGUAGUGUUAUCAACAGAGGCUAUAGUAUGGGCUCUGCGAUGGCACUGGACGAUUAAGUCUCAAUACUAGAAAUACUUGAUUGUGAGAUAAAAACAGGGACAUGCUUCUUUUUAUGACUUUUAACGUUAAAGUGAAUGCAGAAGUUAUAGAAGCAUAUCUCAACAUUAAACUGAUACCAAAAAACCCACUCAACUUUAACAUGGAUACUAUAACGACACUGCACAAGUUUGGGUACUGAAAGUAACGUAAGAAUACUGAAGUUAAUGUGUGUGCAUUAGGGAUAUAAGACUUGCUCGAUUGGACGGUUUAAGUUCUCCAGAAGAGAGGCAGACUGGUAAUGUCAAUUGAUUACAAAUAAAGAGAGAGAGAGUGAAAUUACUUCAAGAUAAGAAUGUGUUCAGCAAAGACAGCCAUUGAAAUUGAACGUCUAAAAUCUUUCUCAGAACACCUACAAGAACGCUAAAUGACACUUUUACUUUAGAGCGUAUAAGUGUUUUUACUUUAGAACAUAUUAAGGUAAGUCAUUUUGUAACAGAGUGAUAAAGACAUGAAACGGAUUUGCUGAGAUAAGAUAAUAGUUUUAUGUAAGAAACAACAGUCGAAAUGGAAAAAUUCCAAACUAUCAUUUUAAUACUUACUUUAAGAAUGAUCAGUUAAGAUCAGUACAGAGAGUGGUGAUAUAUAUAUGCAUCAUAGUCGUGUAAGAUGUUUUCUUAGGUCAUCUCGCAGAAGCUGUGAUUAAUGUAAUUGUUAGGACUCCAAUAAUUCCUGAAGAGUGCAUAAUGAAAUGAUGAACACGAGCAAACGAACACAUAAAGAAGAGUGGUCAACUAACAAACCAUAAUAUAGAACAGUUCAUAAUAGUUUGCCAGGAGAAACUGAGAAAAAAACUAUACACCCAAACAUAUGAUUAUUUAAGAUGAAAUUCAGGAUUGGUCAGUCGAGACUGGUGUUUAACACGAAACAGAAGUGAUCAACUUAUAACAUUGAACAUUAGUAGUUGGUUAAAUGUUUUACUUGGAAUAGAACAGUAGAAGUGACAUCCUAUGUAUUAAAAGUGCUGUACUUGGAAUAAACACGAAGACGUUUUCUUCUAAGAAACAUUGGAAUAUGUUCUACGGCUGGUCAGUUGAGAUUUAUGUUUAACAUGAAACAGAAGUGACCAACUUAUAAUUAUAACAAUGAACAUUAAUGUUUGGUUAAAUACUCUACUCGAAAUACUCCAGUAAAAAUGAUAUUCUAAAAAUCAGUAAAAUAUUUUCCAGGAUUGAUAAUUAUCUUAUAAGUCUAGUUUUAUUCAUAACACGAUAUAGAAGUUAUAACACUGAUUACUAAUGGUUGAUGAAAAUUCUUUACUUGAAAUAUUCCUACAGAAAUCUUCUAUAAGUACAGUUUGAUAUCUUCCCGAUUUACCAAACAAGAAUUGUGUUUCAGAUGGAAUAGAAGAGAUCAACUUCUAACAUUGAACAUUAGUGAUUGAUUAAAUGAUCAGCUUGGAAUAGAUCAGUAGAAGUGAUAUUCUAUAUAUUAGAGUACCUUCUAAGAUUAUUAAGUCAAGGCCUUUACUUAACAUGAAACAGAAGAAAUCAACUUAGAACACUGAUAUCAUUGUUUGGUUAAAUGCUGUUCUUGGAAUAGGCCAGUAGAAGUGACAUUGUAAGUAUUAUUAGAAUACAGUCUAAGGGUAGUGAGUCAAGGCCUGUGUUUAACAUAAAACAGAAGAGACCGACUUAUAACAUGAACAUUAGUGGUUGGUUAAAUGUUUUACUUGGAAUGGUCCUGUUAAAGAAUUAUUAUAAUGUUUCAGGACUGGUGAAAAAAAGACUUGUGAAAACGAAGAGAUAAACCUAGAACUUUUAACAGCCAGUGAUGGUCGUUAAAGGCUGUACUUGAUCUAAUCUCCUAAAAAAAGGUUAGAUUACUUUCCACUACUGAUGAGUUGAGACUUGUGCUUAACAUGAAACUGGAGUGAAAAACUUAGAAUACUUAACGAUAGGUGGUAGUUGAUUUUUUAUUUGAAAUAAUCCCUUAGUCUGACCUUCUAAGAAUUAUUAUACUAUGUUAUAGAACUGGUGUGUCCUUAACAUGGAACAGAAGGGAUUAACUUAAAAUAUUUAACAGCAGUGAGAAAUAAAUACUGAAAUACUUGUAGAAUUGAUCGUGUAAGAAUCAUUAGAAUAUGUGUCAAAAUGGACGUAUACUUAAUACGAAAAACAAGUGAUCAAAUACGAAAAAUAAAGCAUUCUGUCCUUGGAGUUCUUAAGAUUACUUAAAAUGUAAUCAUGGAUUAAACUUGAAGUCCAGAACUAAAUUUGAAAACAAAGAAAGGUGAUUAACCGAACAGUCAAAACAAUUAACAUUAACGAUUAUAAAACGUUCCAAGCAGGUGUGAUUAAUCCCACAGAAGUAAGAAAAUUGCUCUGUUAUCUUUCGAGUAUAAUAGACGAUAACGAGGAAUACUUCUUGUGUAAAAUAUACAGAUGAAGACGCACGUUCUCUCGAGACUAACAUACGUAUCAGUUCUGGUCAUAGUGCUUACAGAAAUAUUUCUUAUGGCCCUACACGAAAACUAUUAUUCAGUAAAACAUUGCGUAUUAUUCAAAGUAACUUAGCAAGAAAGCAUCGCGGCUUUCAUGCUCCGUAUUCUCGUUGUUCAGUAUAAUUGUCACAUUACUAUAUGUUGUGAAUAUAUAAACUGACUGUAUGGAUUAUAAUAUUCCUAUUACAUACGUCUCAAUAUCACUUAUUGGCUACUUUCCAUUUUUCUCUUAGCUCUAUUUUUGAAUCAUCUAAAACAAUAUCUGUAGUUUACGAUCACAAUUAUGUUAAAAUGGUUUAAA